CGUCUUGAAGCGACACCUCCACACGGGCCGCACACGCCCCAGUCCCGUCGCCAUUGUCCAGCGGUCGACCUCACCUAGUUAUUACUUCUCGUGCUGAGAUUCGAGUAGAGCGGUUUCUGUUCAGCUGUUGAGCUCACUGGAAUGGACCCACACCAGCUUCUUGACGCCCAGUUCAACCGGGCAGUGGAGAUAGUGCAAGCCCUGCCAAAGACAGGGCCAAUACAAACCGGAUACGAAGAGAAGCUGAACAUGUACAGUCUCUACAAGCAAGCCACAAUUGGGAAUGUCACAUCCCCUCGGCCAGGUCUCCUGGAUAUGCUUGGACGCGCAAAGUGGUGUGUUCCAUGCUGCCUUGUUGUCACCGACCGAUAUCACGUGUUAAUCAUUUGUAGGGAUGCUUGGGCAAAGCUCAAGGACAUGAACCCGUACGAGGCAAAGUGGCGCUACGUGGAUGCUCUGCUUAAGGCUUUGAACAAGCAUUCUGACAAGGCGACCGCCCAAGGCCUCGUUAAUGACCUGCAAUCGUACGGUCCUGCUUAUAAUACUGGUCACUCAUCAACCAGGUCCCCAUCACCGGGGUCCGACUCAUCUGGCUCUAGCGCUGCCGCUGAGAGUCCCCGCUCACUCCCUGCAUUCGUAUCCCGUCCGCCAGAAAUACCUGGUAGCCUUCCGCAUAUUGACGACGACGCCGAGGGUAGCUCUGACGAUGAUGAGAUUGACAGUAAGGCGCGGGAACUGCCAUCCUUGCGUGAGCACUCAGGUCGCCCUCUUUCCUCUAUUUCCUCGCGAUACCGUACGCCCCUCACGAGCACGCUUACAUCUCCGCCACCGCGUCGUUCCAGCGUACCCGCUGUGCAGCCCCUUCCCCUUUAUGAGACACGAUCAGCCUUCGAUGGUUCUCGUUCAGGACCGAUGACCUCCGCAACGCUACCCCGUUCUGGAAGGCUCCCGACACCCUCUUCCCACGAUCUAAGCCCGCAGGCGCACCCUCCGCUACCGCAUUAUAAGGGUCAGCCUCUGCUCACACUACCUGGUCACUACAGCGUGGAUUCACGACCACCAUCACAUGCUGAAAUGUCUCUCGAGGUAGCCGUCGAGAAUGUUCAAGCGCAUGUGGCGGCAUUAUCAGAGCGUCUUGAUUCUAUUGAGGCAUCAAUAACGCGACCUCCUCCGCGGACAUCGAAUUCCAUGCUGCCAUCCUUGAGCAGAUCGGGGAGCGGAAGCCCCACAAAACAACAAGUGGAACCGUUGGAAUGGGACGUCGAGGACAUGGGUCUGUGGGCGCAUGUGCUGAGGCCAGCAUUGUGGGGUGUCGAAGUUUUACAACGGCUCCUCAACUUCUUUUUGCACAGUGAAAAUCAGUCACCAGUCCUCGUGAUCGUCCGGCGCUUGUGCUUAGACAUAUCAUUCAUAUUGACAGUCCUCGGACUGCUCAAGCUAGCGUGGAGAAAGUCGCGGGCGCGGAGGCGAGAGAUAAGUAUAGCCUUGGGCAUCUUAUGGGCUGCCUUACUGGGGAGUAAUCGCCAUUUGAUACAACAUGCGGCUUAGCGUGCUUGCGUUACUGGCUUACAAUGGUUCUCGCUAAGUAUAUACCUGACUUGUGUACUCAGUUUUAAUGCUUAUUGAC
Molecule: messenger RNA, 1627 nt
Organism: Pisolithus orientalis
Lineage: Eukaryota; Fungi; Basidiomycota; Agaricomycetes; Boletales; Pisolithaceae
Product: ACBP-domain-containing protein
Exons: 5
Coding region: 142-1548 (468 amino acids)
Biological process (GO): fatty acid metabolic process
Molecular function (GO): fatty-acyl-CoA binding
Source: RefSeq, a predicted model, not a curated record